Molecule: messenger RNA, 4232 nt
Organism: Ricinus communis (castor bean)
Lineage: Eukaryota; Viridiplantae; Streptophyta; Magnoliopsida; Malpighiales; Euphorbiaceae
Product: protein unc-13 homolog
Exons: 27
Coding region: 81-3644 (1187 amino acids)
Source: RefSeq, a predicted model, not a curated record
UUUCUCUUCUUUUAUACCUCUAAAAGCUCCUCUCACUCUGUCAAAGCUCAAAAGUUCAGUAGCGGAAUAUAAGUGCGCAGAUGGAGGAGCAGAAGCAGGUAGCUCUUUUACACCGCUACCGUCGCGAUCGCCAGAAACUUCUAGAAUUCCUCUUAUCUUCUGGUUUGAUCAGGGAACUCCGAAUUUCAACAGCUCCUGUCAAUUCUCUCUCUGAUAUCGAUUUCGAUUCUCUCAGUACUGAUUAUAUACUCCACUCUCUAAAAUCAGGUGGAGUUAUCGAUGUUACCGAAGCUACUAACAAUUAUUUGCUCGAAUCCGCUUAUCCUAUCACGAGUCAUUCACUAGUAAGGGACACCUAUUUUCUUGUCUCUGACCCAGAUAUAGCUGGAUCUCCGCCUAGGCGAGUGCCUCCAAUUCCUGUUCACCAAACUACUAAUGCGUCACAAUCAAGUCAAGUGGACUGUGAUUGCACAAAAUUUGCGAAUGACUGUGGUCUUAGCUUUAAUGUAGCAGCAAAUUCACCUGUCAGGCCGUCACAAACUUCAGAAAUUCCUCAACUUGGUUUACCUAGUCUGAGUACAGGAUUGUCUGAUGAUGAUUUGCGGGAAUCAGCCUAUGAGUUGUUGCUUGCAUCUAUUUUUCUCCCUGGUGUUGAAGGCUAUUCAGUUGAUGAUAGAAAGAGAGAAAAGAAUUCUAAAUUCUUGUCUGGGUUGAAAAGUAAAAGGGAGAAAAUGCCUUCACAUUCCCAAUAUUUAGGAAGAGACUCAGAGUUCAUCAACACUGUCCGUGUUCAGAUGCAGAUUUCAGAAGCAAUGGAUGCUUGCAUUAGGCGAAAUUUGAUGCAGUUGGCAGCAAGGAGAAUGUAUGGACAGAUUGACCUUACUCAUAUUUCAUUGGGCCUUUUGAAUGGAGUUUUCAAGUCUGAUUUCCGCAAUGAAAAAUCUUAUAUGCAAUGGAAGAAUAGGCAGGCAAAUAUACUCGAAGAAUUUCUUUGUUUUUCUGCUGUUGGAAAUUCAAGUAAAGCUAAUGUCAUGACAGCUGAACAUCUAAGUAUAAGAAGCCAUGUUGCAAAAAUCAGAGAUGAGAAGGAAUGGGAUACUAUAAUGUCGCCUUCUGAGCGAGUUGCAGUUCUAGCAUCUAUCAGACAAUUUGCUGUAAAUAUGUCAUCUUUGCCUGGCAAAUUUCGCAUUGAAGGCGAAACCUAUUAUUGGACUGCUAGCUAUCACUUGAACAUAAGACUUUAUGAGAAAUUACUUUUUGGUGUGUUUGAUGUUCUUGAUGAAGGUCAACUGGUAGAGGAAGCUGGUGAGGUCUUAUCACGAAUAAAAUCAACCUGGGCUGCUUUGGGCAUCACUCAGAAACUGCACAACGCUUUAUAUGGGUGGGUUCUUUUUCGACAGUUCGUAGAGACAGAUGGAGGACAGCUUUUAGAAGAUGCAGUCCUUGAGUUGCAGAAAUUUGUAUCUGCUGAAGAAGCUGAUGGGAAGGAGGAGCAGUAUAUGAAUAGCCUAGUAUGUUCAAGGCAAUGUGAUCAGCGUGAAGUAAAGUUAAAUUUGGCACAAUCAAUUUGCCUCUCAAUUAGCAUCUGGUGUGAUAGUACAUUGCAAGAUUAUCAUCUGCAUUUCAGUCAGAAACCUUCUUGUUUCAGAACAUUGAUGACUCUAUUUUCAGCAGUUGGAGUUCUUACUGUUGAUGAUCAUGGUGAAAUUAAGUUAACAAAAUUGGGCGCUUCAGAUGAUUAUGUUUCUGGCAAGCUUAAAAGUUAUGUCAAUAAAUCUACUGAAGCUGUAUAUGGGCGGGCAGCAAAGAAAGUAGAUCUUGAAGCUAAAUUGCAAAGGGUGCAUCCGUUGGCUCUGCUUGCUAAGGAACUAAAGUUGAUUGCUGAAAGAGAGUUUAAUGUCUUUUGGCCAGUGUUACGUCAAUGGUGUCCUGAAUCUCUGAUGAUAUCAAUUGUUCUAUUGCAUCAAUUUUAUGGGAAAAGACUGAAGCCUUUCCUUAAGGGAGUUUCAUCUCUUUCUGAAGAUGUUAGGUCGGUUCUUCCUGCUGCUAAAAUGUUGGAUGAUUACCUGACUCAGCUACAUAUUACUGCUUUGGAGGCAAAUAGGUCAUGUCACUCUUCCAAUCAGACUUUGGACCAUUAUCAGAUUGGAGAAGUUUCUACACCACUUAUUCUUGAUUGGGUGAUAUCUCAACAUGCUCAUAUCUUGGAAUGGACUGGACGUGCUUUUGAUAUUGAGGAUUGGGAGCCUUUAUCAUUUCAUCAACGGCAGGCAGCAUCCAUAGUUGAAGUUUUCAGGAUUGUGGAGGAGACUGUGGAUCAGUUCUUUGGCUUGAAUCUCCCUAUGGAUAUAACCCAUCUACAAGCUUUAUUAUCCGUAAUUUUUCACAGCCUGGAUGCUUAUUUGCUGAAAAUGCUCAAUCAGUUAGUCGAGAAGAAGCACCUUUAUCCAUCUGCUCCUCCUUUAACUCGUUAUACAGAGACUGCUAUUCCAGUAAUUAAGAAACGGCUGCUAGAAUGUGCACUGUUGGAUGACAGUAUAAAUCGUAAGCUGAAUGAGUUGACAAUACCAAAACUUUGCAUCAGAUUGAAUACUUUUCAAUAUAUUCAGAAGCAAAUUGGCAUACUGGAAGAUGGGAUUAGAAAAUCGUGGGCGCAGGUCAGGUCAUCUCAUAACCAAAGAUGCAGAAAAGACGAGCCACUGGAAGAGGAUAGUUUGCUAACACAUGGUGAAGCUAUUGAUGCACUAUUUUCAACCACUUUUAGCAUCAUCAAGGAUACUGCGACUGGUGCUAUCAACAAAAUUUGUGCAUUCACUGGAGCAAGAGUUGUGUUCUGGGAUCUGAGAGACAAAUUCUUGUUUCAGUUAUAUCGUGGCGAUGUUGAAAGUUCUCGUUUGGAAAGUUUUCUACAUCAUAUUGACACUGUCCUCGAUCUCAUAUGCGGAUUGAUUGAUGACACCCUCAGAGACCUUUUAGUGUUAAGUAUCUUUCGAACAUCAUUGGAGGCGUAUGUUUGGGUUUUGUUGGAUGGAGGACCUUCUCGUGCAUUUUCUGAUUCAGAUGUUGCUUUGAUGGAAGAUGACUUUAAUAUCUUGAAGGAUUUCUUCAUAGCUGAUGGAGAAGGGCUUCCUCGUUCGUUAGUUGAGCAAGAAGCGAAAUUUGCUCAACAGAUACUUGGCAUAUUUUCCCUUCAGACUGAAACAGUUGUUAAGAUGUUGAUGAAUGCAAGUGAACAUAUCUCAGUCGGAUCUGAUUCAGAUAAACAGGGUCAGCGGUUAGACGAUGCACACACAUUAGUACGUGUUCUGUGCCACAAAAAAGACAGAGAAGCUUCUAAGUUUCUAAAAAGGCAAUAUCAGCUCCCCAUGUCUUCAGAAAUUCUGCAUUUCUGGCAGCAUCUUUGUGCACAUGUGGAUAUCAGGGCUAGGAAGAAAAAUGCAGUUGACACACUGGAAUGGAGAGGUGUUGUUCAUGAGUAUGAUGACACUUCAGAUAGGGAUUCAACUCUAAAAUCACCUCUUAUAUCGGAGUUUCUUAAGCGAAGUUACUCAACUCAUUGGACAAAACAGGGCCAGAGCAGUUUCAAAUCAAUAAAGAAGAAACUCCAAGAAGCAACAUCUGAGAUUAGGAAUGUGGCACGGUAACAGUUCUACAACAUGUUAUAUUGCAAGGGCACAUUGAAUUCUCAUGUUAAACAUCAGGAGAAGAGGUUGGAGGUUUUUCUUUGCAGAGAGCAGAAUGAGUGGUUGAGACAGCAUCAUCCCUGGAAAGCAAAUUUAUCAAACACUCUGCUGGAUAUAGUUAUGAGAAUCAACAGCGAUCCUCUUGGCAUUUUGCCAUGAAUCCAUAGACUAGAUAGAUAAAAUUGGUGAUAGAGAAUUUGUUUUUGCAUGUGUAUCCCUAUCAGAAGCUGUUCAUUUUUUAAAUUCUCGAAAGUACGCUGACCCAAUAGCAGAAAUGCCAUAAAAGAUGGGUGCGCUAAAUUGGUUUUCCUUUUUAAAUGUACAGUUACAGACACUGCUCAAAAUCUGUCUGCCUUGGUUGUGCAAAACCUACUGCGGAUUUGGGUCGGUAAUGGUUCACAGAGCUUAGUCAGCAGUAGUGCUUAAUGAUGCAGGCUUGCUUCUGUUUGUUCAAUCGACUGAUUGAUAACAACUUUGCGUAGUUAGUGCACCACUUUGGUAUUCGGACAGCGGGCGCGGUAUACAAAAAGGAACAAUGAAAUUGAGAAA